AUGAUAAUAUUAAUAUUUUAUAACAUGGAACAAAAAAUAAUAUUACUUUUUAUUAUUAAAAUUAUUACUUUUCUCCUUUUAAUUUGGAUAAGCCUUGUCAGCAAUGAUCUGAGUAUAUUUAGUAAAUCUAUGAAUGAGAAUUUCCAUCGUGGUAGACAGUUAGAUACAAAAAAUUAUGGAUCAUUAGCAAAACAUAAACAAAAUAAAGAUACAAAUAAUAUAUAUUUAAAAGAAGUAUUAAUGAAUAAUAGAGUAAAUAAAAAAAACGAUAUGUAUUGUAACGAAAAAAGGACCACAUUUAAAAGGAAACAGUCAAAUGAACGUUCAUUAAAUAGGGAACAAUACUACACAGAAAUAAUAGAUUAUAAUAAUGCAAUGUUUGAUGGAAAACAUUUCCACUUUAAAAAAAAAUGGAUCAAAAAAAAAGAUUAUGAUGAUUUUUUCGAAAAAAACAGGAGAAUUUGUGAUAUAUCUUUAAAAAAAUUACAAUUUAGAAAUUAUAGAUUUGGAUUUUCUCUAUUUUUUCUUUUUUUAUUGUUGGGAAUAGUAAUUCCCGUUUUACCAGUAUUUAAGCCUUUGAUAGAUGCAUGGAAAAUUAUUGAUAAUGGAGAACAUCCAUUGAAAUUUUUGAAAAACUUUACUGAUUGGAUAGGCGUGGAGAACAAACCAUACAUUUAUAUAAUACUUUUUAUCGUACUUAUGGUUAUUUUAUCGGUUAUGAUUAUAAUAGCGUUUUAUAAGAUCUUAAGUAAUAAUGAAAAAUAUAAAAAAAUUAAGUUAAUAAUGGAGAAAAAUGAAUAA
Messenger RNA from Plasmodium malariae, 801 nucleotides. RefSeq names its product fam-m protein. The transcript has 2 exons. The record is from RefSeq and is a predicted model, not a curated record. Lineage: Eukaryota; Apicomplexa; Aconoidasida; Haemosporida; Plasmodiidae. The coding region runs from base 1 to 801 and encodes 266 amino acids.